CCUUGACUCCUUCAAUACUCAAGCUCGAUUCCUCGAACCCAUUCAGCACAUUGAAGCUCAAUUCACUUGCACCUACGCAAAACACACCUGAUACGAGUCAUCGUCAACUGCAUAUACCUACCGCCUAUAAAUCAUCCACGCCAGAGACUGAAUCCAACUUGCUACGGCAUUCUGCUACGAAACCCACCAAAAUCAAACAAUCCAAACAACCGCCAUCAUGCCUUCCGGCUACAUCUUCACCGAAUCCGCCCCCUCACAGUCCACCUUCUACCGCUCCGGCCGUGGCGGCGCCGGCAACACAUUCCGCACCACAUCCUCAACCUCGUCCUCAUCCUCAUCCUCAUCCUCGCCCGCCGCAACCUUCACCCCCCGCCAGCUGCCCAGCCAGCGCUUCUUCUCGGGCAUCGGCGGCGCCGGCAACGUCCACCAGGCGGCCGAGCUGCAGCCCGCGAUCCUGCGCUCGCUGGAAACGCCCGCCGACCACAACCCGUCCGUGGGCUACGUCGGCCGUGGCGGUGCGGGCAACGUCUACCGCCGCAAGACGAGCGACGCCGGCAGCAUGUCGAGCGCCGACAGCGCCUCCAGCUCGGUGAGCGACAAGGCCAAGCUGUGGGCAACGCGAGUGGCCAGUUCUUUUGGACGCAAGUAGGAGCAGGACAUACAUGACUGCUACUACAUUGCCUGCUGGACCGGCGAAACAGAGACUCGGCGUUGAACUUGGACUUGGGAAUUGGGAAUUGGGCACCUUGGAAGCGAUACUACUACAUACAACAUACAACAAAUAAUCUAAAAAAGCAACAACUCAAAGACACCAAUUUGGUGUUGAUUGGGGUUACGAUUACGACCAGCGCACUGCAUGCGGAGCAACUGCCAUGCUACCGCGUUUUAUUAUUACUACUAUACCCGCCUGGACUUGAAUUAGGCUAAGCAAGGGAGAGGAGAGGUGGACUGCAUAUCUGGGAUUUGCGAAUAGGAGUUGAACACGGAUCGGCAGAUGAUCCUGAGAAUAACAGGGGAAAAAAGUUACUUGAAGACGCAUAUAUACCAUACAUACAUAGUUGACGACGAUCAAUAUUAAAAGAUUCUCCUCAUUGAUUU
This is a messenger RNA of Trichoderma atroviride IMI 206040, 1098 nucleotides long. RefSeq lists its product as uncharacterized. The record is from RefSeq and is a predicted model, not a curated record. Lineage: Eukaryota; Fungi; Ascomycota; Sordariomycetes; Hypocreales; Hypocreaceae.